Zychaea mexicana is the source of this 3306-nucleotide messenger RNA. RefSeq lists its product as uncharacterized. The coding region runs from base 1 to 3306 and encodes 1101 amino acids. Lineage: Eukaryota; Fungi; Mucoromycota; Mucoromycetes; Mucorales; Lichtheimiaceae. The transcript has a single exon. Gene Ontology annotation, cellular component: cytosol. The record is from RefSeq and is a predicted model, not a curated record. Gene Ontology annotation, molecular function: FMN binding; sulfite reductase (NADPH) activity; flavin adenine dinucleotide binding.
AUGUUCGCCUCCACUGCUCUUAUCGCAGCACUCGUGAAGAGCAAGGCAUUCAAGGGCAACAAUGCCCAUAAGCCCGUCGAACUGUCGAGAGAAGCUAUCGAAUCCGUCACAGCACAACUAAAAGAAGCAACAACAGCAGCUGAAGACACAGCUUCGACCGCCGGCAGCCAAACCACCGUUGUCGACGAAGAAGCCACUUUGCAGCUUCAGUCCCGAGUAAAGAACGCUCUCGAAGUCUUGUUCAGCGACGACAAGACUCGUUUGGUUGAUGUCAACAACGCUGUCGAUUACGUUGCUUAUGGCUUGUCUGAUCUCGUCUUUGUAUAUCCCGGCAGUGCUGCUGGCACUCACCUCGGCCAGGAACUCAAAGGUUGGCAAUCGACUAUCCGCAACAGCCGCGGAAACCUCGUCAAGGUUGUCGAGAUGGAGACCCGCGAGGGUGCUCUGCAGGCUGUUCAGGGCGCACUUGACAGCACCACCAAGACCGCUUCAGUCUUGACUUCGUCCCAAGCCUUGUUGUCGAUGAUCCCCAACAUUCAUGCUCUUGCUUUGGCUCGUCAGCCCGUCGUUUUCCACGUUGGCGCAUACGCUGUCGAUCAAGAAUUGGUAGCUCAUUCGCAGGUUGAUGCUGUCUUGGCUGCUCGCAACUCGGGAGCCAUUGUGCUUUCCUCCAGCACCGUUCAAGAGGCCCACGACAUGGCCAUCGUUGCUCAUCUCCUUGCUCGCGCCGUCGGUCUCCCCGUCAUCCACUACUUUGAUGGCUCUUCUGUCAACAUUGAAAAGGCCUCGCUUUUGUCUUACAGCCAAUUGGCUGCUGCUUUGGACGAUACCAAGGCAUCUGGUGCUGAUGCCUACUCUGAAGCUGAACGUUUGUUGGCCAAAUAUGGCUACAAGCCUUUCGAAUAUACCGGUGCUGCCGAUGCAGAAACUGUCCUUGUUGCUUUGGGCACCUCAUCGGUCGCUGAUGCUGUCAGCAAGGCCAAUGCCAAGGUUGGUCUCGUCACUGUCCGUCUCUACCGUCCUUGGUCUGAAGCCGGUUUCAUUGCCAGCUUGCCCCAGUCGGCUCAACGUAUCAUCGCCUUGGAGCAAACUGAUGGCUUGUUUGCAUUCAAUGGCCCUCUCUUUUUGGACAUUGCUGCUGCUGUCCGUUUCGGUUCCUUGGCCCGUCAAUCCCGCCCUCAUUUGGUGACCGCUCAAGCCAGCUCGUUCGGCCAUCUCUCCGCUGGUCAUAUUCCCCUUUUGGCCAAGGAAGCCGAACAAAAGAACUUUGUUGAUCUCGCCGCUGGCGUCUUCUUGGAAGCCGUCGAAGAACCCAAGCAAGAGCAAAACAUCUGGAGCGCUAUCUUCUGGGACGUUGAACAGGAUGGCAGUGCUGAUGCUGCACAGCACGUUUCGCACUUGUUGCAUCAACAAGAAGAGCAAGUGGCCGUGCAAGUUACUCGCGACGCAUACCGCUUGGGUGGCGCCGUUGUCAACACGCAGAUUGUUAAGAACAGCAAGCCUGUCAUUGCCAAGGCCGAUUUCAUUGCUGUUCACAACGUUGCUUUGACCAAGGAGUACGACGUUUUGGCCUAUGCCAACAAGAAGGCAACUGUUGUCUUGAACGGUCCCUGGAAGCACGGUGACGAAAUCGAAGCACAUUUGACGAACGAGUUCAAGCUCAAGCUGACCCAGUUGGAUAUCAACUUGUUCACAGUGGACGCUUCCCUCAUUGCCGAAGAAUUGGGUCUGCACCGCAAGUCGACGCACAUUAUUUGGGAAGCCGUGUUCUUGGCCUUGACCCAGGCUGACAAGGCUGCUGAUCGCUUGAAUGGCUUGUAUCAUGAGUUGGAUUCGGUUGUGGAUGAGCAAGGCAACAAGCGUGAAUUGACACCGUUGAUCCAGACGCUUGUCAACACUGUUGCUAAGCAGAUCGUUAACGUCGAAUUGUUGCCCCCAUGGACCAUUCUGGAGAUCAGCGAUAAUGUUCUGCCCGGUCGUCCUGUGGCCCGUGCUGUUUUCGGCGAGGAAGACGAAGAGAGCGACGCAUCGACUGCCGUUGAGGAGGGUGAACAAGAACAUGGCGAGUUGAACAAGUGGCACAAGGCAGCAUGGCAAGUCAUGUUCAAGGAAGCCUAUGGAACCGAAACUUCCGUCCGUCCAGACCUUCACGAAUCAACCUACUUGAUCAAGCUGGGCGAGAACAAGCGCUUGACCCCCGCCACUUACGACCGUAACGUGUUCCAUUUGGAAUUCGACACCACUGGCUCCAACUUGAAGUAUAAUUUGGGCGAUGCUUUGGGUGUCCACGGCCACAACGACACUGAGGAAGUCGAUGAAUUCCUUGCCUGGUACGGCUUGAACGGUAAUGAUGUGAUCUCAGUGAAGAACUCUGAUUCUGGCAAGUUGGAGACCCGCACAAUCUUCCAAAUGUUCGCGCAGACGCUCGAUGUCUUUGGUCGUCCUUCCAAGAAGUUCUACGAAUCGCUCGCUUCAUAUGCUUCCAACCACAAGGAAAAGGAGCAGCUGUUGUUCUUGAUAUCGGCGGAGGGCAAGGAUGAAUACAAGAAGCGUGUAGAUGACACGAUCACCUACGAGGAUCUGUUGCGCGAAUUCACUUCAGCCAAGCCUCCUGUCGAAGCCCUUGUCAACAUGAUCACUCCCAUCAAGCCUCGUCACUACUCAAUCGCCUCGUCUCAAAAGAUGUUCCCCAACUCAGUCCACUUGUUGGUUGUCGCCGUUGACUGGGUCAGUGCAACUGGGAAGAAACGCUAUGGUCAGUGUACAAGAUACUUGGCCAACAUGAAGGUCGGUUCCGACGUUACUGUUUCGAUCAAGCCUUCAGUGAUGAAGUUGCCUCCCUUGGACACCCAGCCGGUCAUCAUGGCUGGUCUCGGUACCGGUAUGGCUCCUUUCCGUGCUUUCAUUCAAGAGCGUGCCAUGGUCAAGGCUGCUGGCAAGGAAGUUGGUCCCAUGGUCUUGUACUUUGGCUCGCGUAACCGUCGCAUGGAAUACCUGUAUGGUGAAGAACUGGAAGCCUAUAACGCUGACGGUCUGUUGACGCACAUGGGUUUGGCAUUCUCGCGUGAUCAAAAGAAGAAGGUGUACAUUCAGCACAAGAUGAUGGAGGAUGCCGAGCUUCUGCACGACUAUUUGAUUACCAAGAACGGUCACUUCUACCUUUGUGGUCCUACUUGGCCCGUGCCCGAUGUCAAGGAUGCUGUUGUCUACGGUCUCAAGCACUUUGGCGGUAUCGAUGAGAAGGAAGCUGGCAACCUGAUCGAGGAAUGGAAGGAGAAGGAAAAGUACAUCUUGGAAGUGUACUAA